Messenger RNA from Dissoconium aciculare CBS 342.82, 3231 nucleotides. RefSeq lists its product as uncharacterized. Gene Ontology annotation, cellular component: RQC complex. Bases 1 to 3231 code for a protein of 1076 amino acids. Gene Ontology annotation, molecular function: tRNA binding; ribosomal large subunit binding. The transcript has 2 exons. The record is from RefSeq and is a predicted model, not a curated record. Gene Ontology annotation, biological process: ribosome-associated ubiquitin-dependent protein catabolic process; rescue of stalled cytosolic ribosome. NCBI's taxonomy places the organism in Eukaryota, Fungi, Ascomycota, Dothideomycetes, Mycosphaerellales, Dissoconiaceae.
AUGAAACAGCGAUUCUCCUCCCUGGACGUUCGCGUCAUCGCUCACGAGCUAUCCAGCAGUCUCGUGACCCUGCGCCUGGCGAACAUUUACGAUCUCUCCUCACGCAUCUUCCUCCUCAAAUUCGCCAAACCUGACCACCGCGAACAAUUCAUUAUAGACUCAGGUUUUAGAUGUCACCUUACGGAUUUUGGGCGUGCUACGGCUACGACACCGUCGCCGUUCGUUGCUCGACUCCGCAAGUUUCUCCGCACGAGACGAGUCACGGCUGUUGAACAGAUUGGUACCGAUCGUGUUCUCGAAAUUCGAUUCUCAGAUGGCGCCUACAGACUGUUCCUAGAGUUCUACGCCGGAGGCAACAUAGUUCUGACCGACAACGAGCUUACAAUCUUGGCUUUGUUGCGAAGCGUGAAUGAGGGAGAAGAGCACGAGCAAUAUCGACAAGGGCUCAAAUACAACUUGUCGUUACGACAGAACUUCGAUGGAAUUCCAAAAUUGACCAAGGAUCGUUUACGGGACGGCUUGCAGAAAGCUGCAGAGAAGCAGGCGGUCGAAGCUCAGAAGACGGGCAAGAAGAUUAAGAAGAAGCCGGGUGAUGCGUUGAGGAAAGCUUUGGCAGUGACUACAACCGAAUUUCCGCCUAUUUUGAUCGACCAUGCACUGCAUAUAUCCAAAUUCGAUCGCUCACUCCAGCCGGAAGAUGUUAUAGGGAACGAAGAAAUUCUGGAUCAACUCUUGCAGGCACUCGGCGAGGCACAGAAUGUCAUCUCGGAUAUAACGAGCAAGGAGACCACCCGAGGGUACAUUUUGGCAAAAUGCGCCCCAGGAGUCAAAGAAGGCGACACCUCAGAAGAGAAGGAGAACAAACAAAGCCUUCUGUAUGAUGACUUUCACCCAUUUAAGCCAGCACAACUUGCCGAAGAUUCGUCGAUCGUUUUCCUCGAACAUGAAGGCUUUAAUAGCACCGUGGAUGAUUUCUUCUCGUCUAUCGAAGGACAAAGAGUGAACUCUCGGCUCCAGGAACGUGAAGAUCAAGCCAAACGGAAGAUCGAGAGUGCCCGGAAGGAGCAAUCGAAACGUCUUGAUGGUCUUCAGCAGGUACAAGAGUUGAACGUGCGGAAAGCGCAGGCAAUAGAGGCAAAUGUUGAGCGAGUUGAUGAGGCGGUCGCAGCAGUCAAUGGUCUUAUUGCGCAAGGAAUGGACUGGGUCGAUAUCGGCAAAUUAAUCGAGAAUGAACAAAAGCGGCAUAACGCAGUGGCCGAGAUGAUCAAAUUACCGCUCAAGCUCCACGAGAAUACCAUCACGUUACUAUUGGCUGAGAUCGAGAGUUUCGAUGACGACGAGAUGGCGAACGAGACAGACAGUGAUUCGUCCGACGCUGAAAAUGAUAGCACUGCCAGGACAUCGGGAACAGCUUCGAGACCGGAGGACAAGCGGCUUUCCAUCGAUAUCGAUCUGGCUGUUUCAGCAUGGUCCAAUGCUCGACAGUACUAUGAUCAAAAACGAACAGCAGCGGUCAAGCAAGAGAAAACUGCACAAUCAUCUCAGAAAGCAUUGAAGAGCACUGAGCAGAAGGUCAUGGCGGAUCUCAAGAAGGGCUUGAAGCAAGAAAAGGAAGUUCUCCGUCCAGUUCGAAGGCAGUUCUGGUUUGAAAAGUUCAUUUAUUUCAUCUCCUCAGAUGGUUAUCUCGUGAUUGCUGGAAGAGACAUACAGCAAAGUGAAAUCCUUUACCGCAGAUAUUUGAAAAAAGGCGAUGUUUACGUUCACGCAGAUUUGUCCGGUGCGGCUAGUGUCAUCAUCAAGAACAAAGCUGGAACGCCGGAAGCACCGAUCCCCCCUUCGACACUUUCGCAAGCUGGCAGUCUUUCUGUGUGUACCAGCAGCGCAUGGGAAAGCAAGGCUAUCAUGUCCGCGUGGUGGGUCAAUGCCGAGCAAGUUUCUAAAACAGCUGCUACAGGCGAAUACUUGGCGGCGGGAGACUUCUCUAUCCGAGGCCAAAAGAACUUCUUACCACCGGCCCAGCUUCUGCUCGGUUUCGCUGUGAUUUUCCGUAUCAGUGAAGCGAGCAAGCAGCGCCAUGCCAAGCAUCGUGUCCAAAGUCCGGAUGAUGCGCGACAGACACCGGUGUCUGCGAACGCAGAGUCGCUGGUUGUGAAAGACAACGGAGACGCCCGAUCUGACGAUGAUGAUGAUUUCUCUGAUGCUCAGGUGGCUACGACCACGGGGCAAGCAGAUACUGAGGAUGACGAUGACGACGACUUUCCCGACGCCCCCAGAGAUGCUAAUAUCACAGACGACGAAUUUCCAGAUGCGCGGUCUGCAACUCACGAGGAUAACCAUGAAGAAGACGACCACAAAGUCUACAAAUCGGCCAAUCCAUUGCAAUCUAAUUAUCAAGAAUCAGCAGCCGGAAAUCAGAAGGGAGAUGGCGCUGAAAAGGAAGACGACGACGAUGAUGACGAUGAAGGGGACGAUGAACAGGGUAAACCCGUGGAGCAAGGUGCGAAACCUUCGAAGCAACAUUUGAAAGGCAAGAAAGGCAAGGCACGCAAAGCUGCAGCCAAGUACGCAAAGUACGCCCUACAGGAUGAAGAGGAGCGCGAAAUAGCCAUGCGGUUACUUGGCUCGAAGACGGCGAAAGAUAAGCAAGAAGCAGGAGUGAAAGCUCAGGUUUCGAAGUCUGAAUCGGCCGAGGAGGCUCGAGCACGCCGAAAGGCUCAACAUGAUAAGACGCAACGCGAAGGCCUCGAAGCGGAGGAGAAACGCCGAAAACAAUUCCAGGCGGGAGAAGCUGCAGAAGAUGUUGAAGAUGAAGAUGACGAGGAGUCUCAUAACCUGGUUCAACUUGAUGAGCUCGUCGGUACGCCCUUACCCGGCGACGAGAUUCUCGAAGCGAUUCCUGUUUGUGCGCCGUGGACGGCAUUGAGUAAGUACAAGUACAAAGCCAAGAUGCAGCCCGGUCAGCAGAAGAAGGGCAAGGCAACUCGAGAAAUCGUCGGGAAAUGGACCAAGGAUGGCAGUGAUCCCAAGAAAGUCGACCAGCAAAGCGAUGAUAUUGAGCGGAUCUGGCCUCGCGAGAUAGAGCUUCUGAAGACUUGGAAGGAGGCCGAGAUUGUCGGCAUAAUCCCUGUCAAGCAGGUUCGGGUCAUGAUGAGUGGAGGAGGUACAGAGAAGACUAAAGCUGGUCAGGGUGGAAAGUCAGGUCGAGGCGGGAAGGGCUCCAAGAGGAGAUGA